Molecule: messenger RNA, 4296 nt
Organism: Cyphellophora attinorum
Lineage: Eukaryota; Fungi; Ascomycota; Eurotiomycetes; Chaetothyriales; Cyphellophoraceae
Product: DNA-directed RNA polymerase II subunit rpb1
Exons: 3
Coding region: 1-4296 (1431 amino acids)
Biological process (GO): transcription by RNA polymerase II
Cellular component (GO): RNA polymerase II, core complex
Molecular function (GO): DNA binding
Source: RefSeq, a predicted model, not a curated record
AUGGACAACGAAAUCGCAGGUCUGGACCGUGCUCAACACAAGAGUGGUCGUGCCAUCAAAUCAAUUCGCGCUCGCUUGAAGGGAAAGGAAGGCCGUCUUCGACAGAACCUGAUGGGCAAGCGUGUCGACUUCUCAGCACGUACUGUCAUCACUGGGGAUCCCAAUCUUUCUCUUGAUGAAGUUGGCGUACCUCGAAGCAUUGCUCGAACCCUGACUUAUCCUGAAAAGGUGACUCGGUUCAACAUUGAGCGUCUCAAGAUCUUCGUCGAGAACGGUCCUUCGGAACACCCUGGUGCACGAUAUGUCAUCCGAGAUACUGGCGAACGCAUUGAUUUGCGUCACGUCAAGAGUCGCGACAUGACCCUGCAGUACGGCUGGACUGUCGAAAGACACAUCCAGGACGGCGACAUCAUCUUGUUCAAUCGUCAGCCCUCGCUGCACAAAGAGUCCAUGAUGGCCCAUCGUGUCCGAGUCAUGCCGUACUCGACCUUCCGUCUCAAUUUGUCGGUCACUACACCCUACAACGCUGACUUCGACGGUGACGAAAUGAAUUUGCAUGUCCCUCAGAGUGAAGAGUCUCGAUCUGAGCUCAAGCAUCUCUGCAUGGUCCCACUCAACAUCGUGUCUCCUCAGAAGAACUCUCCCCUAAUGGGUAUCAUCCAGGACACCUUGUGCGGCAUCUACAAGAUUUGCGACAAGAGCGUCUUCCUGACCAAGGAAGCCGUCAUGAAUGUCAUGAUGUGGGUGCCCGAAUGGGAUGGUGUCAUUCCUCAGCCUGCCAUCUUGAAGCCAGCUCCACGAUGGACUGGUAAGCAAAUCGCGAGCAUGAUCAUUCCCAAGGGUUUGAAUCUUGAGCGACCUGAGAAGAAACAACGAAAUCCGCUAUGCCCUGAAAGUGACGAAGGAACCUUUGUCACUGAUGGUGAGCUGAUGUUUGGCCUCUUCAGCAAGAAGGUUGUUGGUGCUUCCGCCGGCGGUAUCAUCCACAUCACCUUCAACGAAUGGGGUCCUGACGCUGCUAUGGCAUUCUUCAAUGGUGCGCAAACCGUGGUCAAUUACUGGCUGUUGCACAACGGCUUCAGUGUCGGCAUCGGUGACACGAUUCCGAGUCCUGGUGUUGUGCGUGCUGUCAACGAUGCCAUCGCCACCCGAAAAGCUGAAGUCGAUGUUCUCAUCGACCAAGCUCAAGCCGAACAGCUGGAUCCUAUGCCGGGCAUGAACAUUCGCAAGACGUUCGAGAGUAAGGUCAUGGCUGCGCUCAACGCCGCUCGUGAUAAUGCAGGUACCUUCAUGGAACAGCAAUUGAAAGACAACAACGGUGCUGUCCAGAUGGCUCGCUCUGGCUCAAAGGGCAACAACAUCAAUAUUGCGCAGAUGAUGGCUAUCGUCGGUCAACAAGUCGUCGAGGGUAAGCGGGUUCCGUUCGGAUUCAACUACCGCUCUCUACCACAUUUCGCCAAAGACGAUUUCUCUGGCUACUCUCGAGGCUUCGUGGAAAAUUCGUACUUGCGAGGGCUCACGCCGACGGAGUUCUUCUUCCACGCCAUGGCUGGUCGUGAAGGUCUCAUCGACACUGCUGUCAAGACCGCCGAGACCGGCUAUAUUCAGCGAAGACUUGUCAAAGCUUUGGAAGAGGCCACCGUCCGUUACGAUGGCACUGUUCGAGAUUCUCACGGCAACGUUAUCCAGUUUCUAUACGGUGAAGACGGUCUUGAUGGUGCUCAUAUCGAGAAGCAAUCGAUCGACAUCCUCACUCUCUCUAACAAGGAGUUUUCACAGCGCUUCGAAGUCGAUCUCAUGUCCGACAAAGAUCCUUUCAAGGGCAGACUCCUCGGCUGGGAGCAAUAUGCAGGCGAUCUUGAGCUUCAGAAUAUCCUCGAUGCAGAAUUUGCGGCUCUACAAGAUGCCCGCAAAGCCGUGCGGAUGGCUGCUGUCGGAGUGGAGGACGAGUUCCAGCUGCCUAUGAACAUUGGUCGAAUCAUCAGCCAAGCGGCCAAGAACUUCAAGAUCCGAAAGGGUACUCCAAGUGACUUGGACCCUGAACAUGUCAUAAAGUCUGUGAACGAGCUCAUGACCAAGCUUGAGGUCGUACGCGGUACAGAUCCGCUAUCUGUGGAAGCUCAGAACAACGCUACCAUGUUGAUUCGGGCGCAGCUGCGAUCGCGACUGGCCUUCAAGCGGGUAGUCAUGCAGGAGUCGCUCAACCGACUGGCGUUCGACAAUAUCAUCGGUAGCGUGGAGACGCGCUUCCUUGCAGCCAUCGCCAGUCCUGGUGAGAUGGUCGGUGUCCUCGCUGCGCAGUCGAUUGGAGAGCCCGCCACUCAGAUGACGCUGAACACCUUCCAUUACACUGGUGUCUCUGCCAAGAACGUCACACUUGGUGUGCCUCGUCUCAAGGAGAUCCUGAACGUCACAAAAGACAUCAAGACCCCCUCAAUGACUGUAUACCAGGUGCCAGAGAACCGGGAAGACCAAGGCAAAGCCAAGGAUCUCCGAAGCCGUGUUCAGCACACAAAUCUGCGCAGUCUUACCGAGACCUGCGAGCUUUGGUACGAUCCAAUCAUUGACGAUACCAUCAUCGAAGCCGACAAAGACUUUGUUGAAGCAUACUGGAUCAUUCCGGACGAGGCUGAUGCCGACACGAGGUCUCACUCUCGUUGGCUCCUUCGCAUUGUCCUCAACCGUGCCAAGAUGCUCGACAAAGGCCUGACCAUUCCGCAGAUUGCCGACAAGAUGAAAUCAGAGUACGGACGCGAUCUCUCAAUCCUAUUCAGCGACGUCAACGCCGAAGAACAAGUCAUUCGUAUCCGCUAUGUCAACUCGUAUGCCAAAGAUGAAGAGGAUGGGAGACAAGAAGAUGAUGACCUGCUUCGCCGCUUCAUGAACGAGAUGCUGGACAACUUGACCUUCAACGGCAUCAAGGGUCUACCUAAAGUCUUUCUGAACGCCACAGAACGUGCAGUGGAAUUGGAGAAUGGCAGUCUCGUCAUGAACAAGGAGAUUCCUGCAUGUGUUGAGAACAUUCUCGAGACUGAUGGAAGCAAAUUUGCCGAGGUUCUUGCCAUUGAAGGCGUCGAUGCUUCACGAACGUAUUCGAACUCCUUCACUGAGGUUCACACGGUUUUGGGUAUCGAGGCUGCACGCUCGGCCAUCUACCGCGAACUCAAGAACGUGCUGUCCUUUGAUGGCUCGUAUGUCAACGCUCGUCAUCUCAGCAUUCUGUGCGAUGGCAUGACCUUCCGAGGCUAUGUCUCAGCGAUCUCACGGCAUGGUAUCAACAAGUCCGACAAUGGUCCGCUGAUGCGAUGCUCGUUCGAGCAGACUGUGGAGAUCUUAUACGAAGCCGCUGUUAACGGUGAGCUCGACGACUGCACUGGUGUCACCGAGAACAUCAUUCUCGGUCAACCUGCGCCUGUCGGAACCGGUUUCAUGGAUGUUCUGCUUGACAAGAAGCUUCUUGGGACAAUCGUUACCGACAACUCCAACCUUGGUCUUGGUGGACAGCCAAUCGGCGUCAAGCGACAGCAAGAUCUCAUUGCAGGAUCUGCCACUCCCUACGAUUCGGCUUCGCCUGUCGGCGAUAACGGGUAUCUGGGCUCCCCAGAAUAUGGUGCUGCUUUCUCGCCUAUGGCUGAGUCCAACGCUGAGGCUGGAGGCUUCUCAGAGUACCAGCCAAAUUCUGGCUUUGCUGGUGGCUUCAGUCCAUACGGACGCAGUCCUGGCGGUUACUCCCCUGCAAGUCCUGGUGGCUUCGGCUCGACCAGUCCAGCUUCACCUGCGUACUCUCCUGGUGCUGGGUAUUCGCCGACUUCUCCAAGCUUCGGUCCAACCAGUCCCAGCUUCGGAGCAACAUCACCAUCGUUCAGCCCCGUCAGCCCUUCGUACAACACCGCGACAUCACCUGCGUACUCACCGACCUCGCCAUCAUACAACUCGCCAUCGUCGCCGGUGUACAGUCCCACAAGUCCGAGCUUCAGUCCGACCAGUCCAAGCUACAGUCCAACGAGUCCGCAGUACUCCCCAACGAGCCCUGCGUACUCGCCAAAUUCACCGACUUCGCCAACGUCGCCUGUCUAUAGCCCGACUUCGCCGGUGUACUCACCCACGAGUCCGAACUACAGCGGCGGUGGCUCAGGUGCUUCUCCUACGAGCCCCAGCUACUCGCCGACCUCACCAAACUACUCUCCCACGAGUCCCAGAGGUCACUCGCCGACCAGUCCCCAGUACUCCCCCACAAGCCCUCAAUUCAGUCCGCGGAGUCCACAGUACUCCCCGACUUCUCCCAAGAAUGAUUGA